UGCGGAGGUUCAGUCCCCGCGGCCCGGCGAGCAGAACGGAAGCAGCGUGGUACAGGGCGAUCCCAGACUCGGAACGCUCAGAGACACAGGGUGAUCCCACAACCAGUUACAAGUGAGAUCGUGUACGCCGGAACAGAGGAAGAUCUCAUACUCAGUACAGGGAGCUCCCAGCGCCAAAGACGGGGAGACAUCACGGUCCGGGCACAGGAGGAUCCUAGUCCCGGAGGAGGAGAGCUGCUGAAGGUAGACUCCGAGAGUUGGUUUCGAGGGAGGUCGCGACAUGCUGAUCGACCGGCGGAGGAAGGAGUGGCAGGCUUGAAGAGGGAGCCUUCCCCUCUCCCACCCCAGGACUAGACCUUCGCUCCCACCCCAUAUUCCCUCCCGUCGUUUCCCAAACCCCGGACUCUCCCUCCCCUCCCACUUUGGGACUCUCCUCUCCCACUCGGGAGCUCCCCCCACUCCGGCACUCCGGGACUACUCCCCAGGACCUCCUCCCACUCUCCCCUUACUCCAGGAGACCCCUCUCCCCUCCGGGAACCUCCCGUCUCUACCGGGACCCCGCUCCCGUCCCCUCUCUCUCCCAGCCCGGGCGGCCCCUCGAUGCUCCGCCGCCCCGCACCUUUCCGGCAUGAGCCCCCUCCAAAACGACAGCAGAGGCAACAGCAGUUGGCAGGCGGACUCGUCGGCGAAGGGCGCCUUCCCGCUCAUUCCCACCCUCAUGUUCGUCUCUGGCGUAGUGGGUAACCUGGUAGCAAUCGCCGUGCUCUCGAGGAGCCGCCGCGAACAGCGGGGAACCACCUUCUACACGCUGGUGUGCGGGCUGGCCGUCACCGACCUGCUGGGCACCUGCCUGGCCAGCCCCAUCACCAUCGCCACCUACCUGCGCGGGGAAUGGCCGGGGGACAGCGCUCUGUGUGAAUACGCCUCCUUCGUACUGCUCUUCUUCAGCACGGCCGGCCUCAGCAUCAUCUGCGCCAUGUCGUUGGAGCGUUACUUCGCUAUCAACCACGCUUACCUGUACAGCCAGCACAUGGACAAGCGGCUGGCCGCCCUCACCCUCUGCACCAUCUACGCGGCCAACACGCUCUUCUGCGCGCUGCCGUCCUGCGGUCUCGGGCACACCGUGCACCAGUUCCCAGAAACCUGGUGCUUUAUCGACUGGCGCACCAACCACAGCCGGCACGCCGUGUACUCCUACAUGUACGCCGGCUUCAACUCCUUCCUCAUCGUGGUCACGGUCCUCUGUAACGUACUGGUGUGCGGCGCGCUCAUCCGGAUGCACCGGCAGUUCGUGCGCCGCACCUCGCUGGGAGCCAGCCCGCGGCCCGCCCUCGCCCGGCGGCAGGGCAGCUUCAAGCGUCUGGCCGGCGCUGAAGUCCAGAUGGUCAUCUUGCUGAUCGCUACCUCCGCCGUGGUACUCAUCUGCUCCAGCCCGCUGGUGGUGCGGGUGUUUGUCAACCAGCUGUACCGGCCGCCGGUGGUGAAGGACCCAGCACUGAACCCGGACCUUCGGGCCAUCCGCAUCGCCGCCAUCAACCCAAUCCUGGACCCCUGGAUCUACAUCCUCCUGCGCAAGGCCAUGCUCAAUAAGCUGGCACAGAGGCUCAAAUGCCUGUUCUGCUGGUUGGGGGGGCAGAAUUCCCCUGGGAGGGGCCACUUCCACCACUUCACCUCUCGCCGGGCGCCCAACCAGGACUUUAACGAACCGGGCAAUGGCCACACCUCGCACACUCUGCUGCCACUGACGGAGAUAGUGGGUGGAGCUGGGAAGGGGCAACCCCCGCCCAGGACCCAACUUGCCCUGGUUCACCAUCCGGAGAAGGAACCCCUGGGGGGAGUUGGCCCUCUGAGGGUGAUUUUCACUGCUCAGCAAGCAGGACAGCUGGCGGAGAGGUGCAUCUAGCACAGACUGGAGGGAGAGUGUCCACGCCCGGGGGUCUGAGUGAUAAAGGAGAGGGCAGAAAUGUGCCCAUGGACAAUAGCAGAAAUUAUGCCUCCUGGGGAAGAGGCAAAGAGAGGAGCAGGGAGCAGGCAUUGUUGGGGGUUUUCUGCCCCCUCCCAUCUUCUCCCUUUGCCCACCCUAACUUCCUUCCUCAUUUCCCUUGCCUCUCCCCACUCAUCCCCGGCGGGGCAGGCAGCCCAUGGUAAAUGCUCUCCUGGUUGUGAGAGGGUCUGGCGGGAGUUGUCUGGAACAGUGGGAUGGAGGAUGGUGAGGGGUUUAUGCACCCCUGCCCAGCCCCACGGUGGGGAGUGUACCUUUGAUGCCCUGGGGGUGGGGGUGAGAAGGAUCUUCUCUGUGAGAAGGAUGGAUUUGCGACGGUCACUUGUGUUAACGCCGCUCGAAACUGUCACGUUGGUUCUUUGAAUCAUUAAAGAUGACCAUAGGUUGAACCGCGCCCCCACCCAGUGUGCGUAUUCUC
Messenger RNA from Mobula hypostoma (lesser devil ray), 2420 nucleotides. RefSeq names its product prostaglandin E2 receptor EP4 subtype-like. The record is from RefSeq and is a predicted model, not a curated record. Gene Ontology annotation, molecular function: prostaglandin E receptor activity. NCBI's taxonomy places the organism in Eukaryota, Metazoa, Chordata, Chondrichthyes, Myliobatiformes, Myliobatidae. Bases 629 to 1903 code for a protein of 424 amino acids. The transcript is spliced from 2 exons. Gene Ontology annotation, cellular component: plasma membrane. Gene Ontology annotation, biological process: cellular response to prostaglandin E stimulus; inflammatory response; positive regulation of cytosolic calcium ion concentration.